Molecule: messenger RNA, 3909 nt
Organism: Astyanax mexicanus (Mexican tetra)
Lineage: Eukaryota; Metazoa; Chordata; Actinopteri; Characiformes; Acestrorhamphidae
Exons: 2
Coding region: 468-3848 (1126 amino acids)
Biological process (GO): DNA integration
Molecular function (GO): nucleic acid binding; zinc ion binding
Source: RefSeq, a predicted model, not a curated record
UUUGGUAAAGACCUUGGUGUUUAAAAAGAAAUAAUCAAUUGUGAAGUACUGUGUGUAUUUUGGUGUGUUUAAAUAUUGUAAAUAUUAACAUUAUUUGUCACUUUUGCCGGAAGGGGGUAAGUGCCAUUUAUUUUUGUAAAUAUCUUUUUUUCUCCUGGUUUUUGGUAUAGUUAGGGAGUUAGGUCAGUUUAUUUCUUUUACUUUUAGGGUAAGGUAGAUUUGAGGCCUGAGAUAGUAUUGGGUUUUGUUUGUUAUUUUGGCCUUUGCUUACCCCUGGAGAAAUGGCUCUUGUGUUUGGUUUGUGUACUUUGUAAAUAUUUGUAAAUAGCAAUACAAUUUCUGCAUGGCCUAUGGUGUGUUUUUUUUAAAAACCCUUAGACAAAAAUGUAACAAUUGGGGGCUCGUCCUAACUUUUUGGCUGUUUACUUUUUUUUCGUACGGGCGAGAGUGUGGUACAGAGUGUUAGAAUGGCGUUUAGCCUGGAGAAAUUUGUCAUGUCACCGUCUGUAGAGGCUUUGGAGACGUGUAGGAAAGCUGAUUUGUUGUGUGUGGGAGAGUUUUAUAAGGUGUCUUUGCCCCGCUCUGCAAGGAAGGCUGAGAUUAGAGAUGUUUUAAUCAGCAAAUUAUGUGAAAUUCAACGGUUGCCAGUGUCCCCUGAUACAGGGACUCCUGCUAUGGUUGAGGCUGCUGUUUCAUCUGGGGUGAGUGGUGCUGGUGUUGCCUUGAGUGAACUAGGUGCAUCUUCAGUGGCAGAGGCUGCUGAGCAUUCACCAGGAACACAAAAAGGCAUAGAUCCAGUUGUUACCCUGCCUGUUGAGGGCCUCCUUACUGAUUUGAGCAUGGCAAUCAGAUUAAAGGAGUUAGAUCUCGCCAUUAAGAAGCAGGAGUGUGAAACCCAGCAUCUGCGGGUUCGUGCUCUGGAAUUAGAGGCAAAUAGCCGAAAUUCCUCCUCUGGCAUACCUACUACACGGUCUGCUGAGUUUGAUAUAAGUAAGCAUAUCUCUCUAGUGCCUCCAUUCAGGGAGUCUGAGGUUGACUCCUACUUCACUGCCUUUGAGCGUGUGGCUUCGACUUUGCACUGGCCGAAAGACAUGUGGCCCUUACUUCUCCAGUGUAAACUGGUCGGUAAGGCACAAGAGGUCUGCUCCUCCCUUACUGUUGAACAAAGCCUUGAGUAUGACACUAUAAAGGCAUCUGUUCUCCGAGCAUAUGAGUUGGUGCCUGAGGCCUACCGACAGCGUUAUCGGUCCCACCAAAAGUCAAGGGAUCAGACUUUUGUUGAGUUCGCUCGAGAAAAAACAGCAUUGUUUGAAAAAUGGUGUAGUGCUUCCAAGGUAGCUACUUUUGCCCAGUUAAAAGAACUGAUUUUGCUGGAAGACUUCAAAAACUCUGUGCCUGAAGUAAUUGUAGUUCAUUUAAAUGAGAAAAAAGUGGCCAAACUGUCAGAAGCAGCUGUCUUGACAGACGAGUUUGUCUUGACGCACAAAAUGGUUUUCCCUGCAGUGACUGCCUCAUCACAUGUGGUUAGUAGUAAGGACAAGAGAAGUCAGGGUGGUUGGUCCCAUACAGCUCGUACAUUUGAGAGAUCACCAAGAAGAGAGAGGUCCCCUCCCAAGCCUUCUGGUGAGUCCUCAUUUACCUCUGAAAAGCGUGUCUGUUUUUAUUGUAGACGUCCAGGCCACUUGAUCGCAGAUUGUACUGCCUGGAACAGAAAAAAAGACAAACCAAAAAGUGUAGCUUGUUUGUCUGCCACCAGUGCUAGUGAUCCUGAAACGGUACAGAGGCAGGACAAAUAUGAUUCCACCUUCCAACCCUUUAUAUUGGAUGGUCAUAUUUCUCUCUCUAAAACAGAUGAGUGUUGUGUACCUGUUAAGAUCCUGCGUGAUACAGGAGCAGCUCAGUCUUUUAUUUCGAGUGAUGUACUUGAAUUUGGUGAACAAACCUUUUGUGGCUCUUCUGUAGUGGUGUGUGGGAUUGAGCUGAUCCCUGUAAGUGUGCCAUUGCAUUGUAUCCAUUUAAAUUCUGACUUAGUCAGCGGAAUGGUUCGGAUAGCAGUGAGAACCAAGUUACCAGUUGAAGGGGUAGAUGUCAUUUUGGGUAAUGACCUUGCUGGUGGAAAAGUGUUCCCUGUGCCUGAGGUAGUGGCUGAUCCUACUCUGAAUGAGUUAGAUGAACUACAAAAGGAAUUUCCUUCUGUUUUUCCUGUGUGUGCCACUACCCGUUCCCAAAGCUCUAAGGAGGAAGAAGUAAUUGACAUAGGCAACUUCUUUACUAGUGUUCAAAGUAAAGAAGAGUCUUCAACUUCUCCUCUAGAUGCCUCUGAAUGCAAACUGACCCAGGUUUCCGAUGGUUGCUUUGAACUGUCCCUUCCUGUUGAUAGGGCAGAAUUGGUGUCUGCCCAGGAAGCGGACCCCUCUCUUGCUAAAUGCAGAUCUGCAGUGGUAGACUCCGCACAAAUUCCUGCGAACCCUGUUGCUUUCUAUUUGCAUGGUAGUGUUUUAAUGAGGAAAUGGGCACCCUCUACAGAGUCAAAAGAUUGGAACAGUGUUUACCAAGUUGUUGUACCUGAGCAGUACAGGGCUUUUGUACUAAACUUAGCACAUGAUCAUGUGAUGGCUGGACAUCUAGGCAUUAAUAAAACAUAUACGCGUAUUCUGCAGCAUUUCUUUUGGCCAGGUCUCAAGGCCGAUGUGGUAAAAUACUGUAACUCAUGCCAUGUGUGUCAGGUUGCUGGUAAACCAAAUCAGAGCAUCCCUCCUGCUCCCCUAUGUCCAGUACCUGCUGUUGGUGAGCCUUUUGAACAUUUGUUGUUGGAUUGUGUUGGUCCUCUCCCUAAGACUAAGAGUGGUAAUCAGUAUUUACUUACAAUCAUGUGUCUGUCUACCCGUUUUCCUGAUGCCUUCCCACUGCGUACCAUUACUGCCAAGUCAGUUUCUAGAGCACUUGUACGUUUCUGCUCUGUUUUUGGAUUGCCAAAAACCAUCCAAACUGACAAGGGCACCAACUUUACAGCAAAGCUGUUUGCCCAAGUGCUUCACCAACUGAAUGUUGAGCAUAAAACUUCCUCUGCCUUUCACCCUGAGUCUCAAGGAGCUCUUGAACGGUUUCAUCAAACCCUAAAAACUCAGCUGCGUAUUUUUUGUCUAGAAACUGGAAAAGACUGGGAUGAGGGGUUGCCUCUCCUAAUGUUUGCUCUUAGAGAAGUUGUGCAAGAGUCAACUGGCUUUAGCCCUGCUCAGCUUGUGUUCGCACACACAGUGCGUGGUCCCUUAAAACUGCUGAAGGAUCAGCUUUUGGGUGAAAAAGGUGCUCUGCAAAGUAAUUUGUUAGAUUUUGUUGGCAAAUUUCGUGAAAGGCUCCAUAAAGCAUGUGAGGUUGCCCAGAGGUCCCUUUUGUCUGCACAAUCUUCCAUGAAAGAACAUUUUGAUAAACAGGCAGUACACAGAGAGUUCAAGCCUCAUGACCAGGUGUUAAUUCUAUUACCUGUGUCUGGUUCUGCCCUACACACCAAGUUCUCAGGUCCUUAUGAAGUGGUUAAGAAAUUAAGUGAAGUCAAUUAUGUAGUCUCUACUCCUGACCGUAAACGACGGCACCGUGUAUGCCACAUCAAUAUGCUGAAACCAUACUUGGUUCGUGAAGAUUCGCCCUCUGCUAGCAUUAAGCCUGCUCUGGUCUCUGUGGUGUCUGAACCAGAAAGUGUAACUAACGUUGAUGAUGAAUUAAUGCAAUCAUCUGUUUCUGUUCUGUCUGCCCAUCUUCAGAAUUCUGAGUUGCUGCCCACAAUUGAUUCACACCUGCAACAUCUCCCCGAAGAUGCUCGCGCUGACUUGAAGAUGGAGCUGUCCUGAGCUGCUGGGUGCUGAAGAUGAAGCCCUUCCUGGAGAGAGAAUAAAAAGGAGGGAAAAUGAA